GCUCUAGUCGUUCCAGCCUCUUGGGAUCUUGGAACCCCAUCUUUGAGCUCCGCCCCCAAGGCCCCACCCCGCUCUAGGAGGGAAAAGGCACUUGCUGGUAGCUCUCCUCACAGGCACUGGGACCUGGAGCUGGUUGACUGGGAGCCGUACUGCUGCUGCCUGCUGCAGCCUGGGCCAUGGACCCCCAUGAGAUGGUUGUGAAGAAUCCAUAUGCCCACAUCAGCAUCCCUCGGGCUCAUCUGCGCUCUGACCUGGGGCAGCAGUUAGAGGAGGUUCCGGCUUCAUCCUCCUCCUCCUCUGAGAUUCAGUCUCUGCCUUCAGGAACCUGUAACCCCGAGCCAGCGGGCCUCUUGCAAACUACUGAAGCCCCGGAGCCCAAAGGUAUCAAGGGCGUCAAGGGUACUGCUUCUGAGCAGAGCCCCCAGACCUGGCAGUCACCCUGCAAUCCUUAUGGCAGUGGGCAACGUCCAUCAGGACUGACCUAUGCUGGCCUGCCGCCUGUGGGGCGCGGCGAUGACAUCGCCCACCACUGCUGCUGCUGCCCUUGCUGCUCCUGCUGCCACUGUCCACGGUUCUGCCGUUGUCACAGCUGCUGUUGUGUUGUUUCCUAGCCUGACUAUCCACCCUCCGGGGCUGUGGGGCUCAGGCCUCUGCUCAAUGCCAAAGUGGUACUGGAUAUCAGGGGCAGCUACUGUCAUGGGCAUCAGCCACUUCCUUCCCUGGACAGGGGAGCCUGUCCACCAGGAAGGUUUAUCUGGAACCCUCUGGAAUAGGGUUCCAGCUGCUAGCCAUGCUGGCAGCAACAGGGACACCCUUCAGUUCUUGCAAGACUUUGGCAAUAAAGCUGGGUGAGCAUUGUACC
Molecule: messenger RNA, 862 nt
Organism: Acomys russatus (golden spiny mouse)
Lineage: Eukaryota; Metazoa; Chordata; Mammalia; Rodentia; Muridae
Gene: Cysrt1
Product: cysteine rich tail 1
Exons: 2
Coding region: 177-611 (144 amino acids)
Source: RefSeq, a predicted model, not a curated record